Molecule: messenger RNA, 5230 nt
Organism: Micropterus dolomieu (smallmouth bass)
Lineage: Eukaryota; Metazoa; Chordata; Actinopteri; Centrarchiformes; Centrarchidae
Gene: mtus1a
Product: microtubule associated tumor suppressor 1a
Exons: 15
Coding region: 428-4285 (1285 amino acids)
Cellular component (GO): cytoplasm; nucleus
Molecular function (GO): microtubule binding
Source: RefSeq, a predicted model, not a curated record
GGGAGGCCAACUCAUCAUGGUGGGUCAAAGGUCAAGAAACGACACUUGUUCAUCGCUUCUGCGGGACAACAUGAGCUGAACUCGGUCAUGGCCAGUCUGUUGUGAAUGAAAGAUGACAGUGUGAGAAAGGAAAACAACAGGUGAAAGUAAUUGUUCAUUAGGACUUCGUCAGCAGUGUGAUCCUGUCUGUGCUGCUUGGUCCUGUGACAGGUAACGUUAACGAGCCAUCAGUCCAGCGCUGAGUCGGGUUUCUUAUGUCGAACUACUGUGCUUUCUAUGAUCUAACUUGACCACUACAAGUAUUGUCUUGAAUGUUGGGCAGAAGAUAUUCAUACCUGAUCAACAAAUCUGAUGGACUGCAGUACCGCUAACUGAAUGUUUUUUCAGAACUACAGAAGUUUCCAAAAUAUCUAAUAAGACAUUGAACAUGUCCGCUGACCAAGUUGAGCGCACAGUUACUUUGCCCCACAGAGACCUGCAGCUGGGCCGUUCCCCUGAGAGUCAUUACAGCAACUUGUCACCGUCCCCUUCACUUGACUCCAACAGUAGCCUUUCCAACCUGAGUGACAGAGAAGCCUACAGCUCCCCUUACAUCAACACAAUGGAGGGCUGUCUCUGUGAUAGUACCCCUGUGGAUAACCCCUACAACAACACCUUACCACAUGUGUUCUGUGGUGUAAGUAUGAACCUGAACCAAACGUUUAUUGCCACACCUGUUAAUGCCAGUGUGAAUUUCUGGAAUGAAAACUUGAGUCUGAUAAGCAACCAUGAGACAGGAUCAGAGUACCUGACUUUUAGUAAGAACACAGAGGAUGUACGUAACAGUGCAGUGAGAUCUCCAGACUCUGCUGGGAGGGAAAGCCAGCUGAGUUCUUGUGAGAUCUCCAGUAGAGGAUCAACUGAGAAUGGCCGCUGCUCAGUGAACUCUGGGGAAAUGGUAAUAAGGAGCAACAGUUUUUGUCUGGAGGACCAGGCACUCUUGGUAGUCUCUUCCCUGGAGGAGUCGUCAAUCUCUCUAGAUGUUGGACAGCGAGCAUUGCCUGCUUCUGACUCUGCCCUGCUGUCAACCUCUCUGCCGGAUGUCUGCGAAAAAUCCACAGACAGAGUCACUGAGGAGAACAUAGGCCAUCCGUGUCUUGGAAUGACUUUCAUUCAGGCAGAGCUCACUACUGAGGAAUAUGAUAUGGCAACAUCCAACUCUUUUGUAGCUCUGCCAAGUGAGAAUGAAGGACGUCUUUUAAUGACAUUUGUCUGUGAAGCGUCUCCUGAGAGUGGAAAAGGGCCUGAGUUUGCUAGUGCUGACGGAGAGCCCCAUUUCCCUGGAGAACGUACGCCUGAAGAAGGGAAAACCUGUGUGUCCACUCGGUUAGCUAUGCAAGACAGAGAGAAGGAUUUUCAAACUUCUACUCCAUUACAAAACAUUGGGAACAAGAUACCCAGCCUCCCCUCCUUUUCAGAGUCUCCCUGCACUGGAAACGCAGGAAGCCCAGGACUCCAGUCUGUUAAACUGCAGCAAGUCUCUGUGACUCCUAAACAUUUGGUUGCAGGACCGCUGCCUUUAGCCAGCAAAGUCAAGAAAAUGGAAAUUAAGAAGUUUCCCAAGUCAGACUUCAGCAGUGUAAAAUCUAAAGUUGUGACACGAAGUACAGUUCCAAGCCCUGCUUCACAAGUAAAUGUGAACAAUAGACACACUGAUGCACAUAGAGGAGCAGCCAUCAGGAUGAGUGCUGCCAAAGUAAAAUGUAGCACUACAGUUAUCUCUACCACCACUCAAAUUGUCAGUGACACUCAGAGACAAGUGAAUACAGGGGCUACUAAUUUAGGUGUGACGAUGAUACGGUCACCUGGGCAUACUGCUGUUGAUGGACAGAGCACGACUAGAACAACCCCACCUUACCACCACCCAGCUGCGAGUAUACAUGCUUCGGCAGUCCAGUGCAGUAACACCAGCUCUGAAACAGAGCAAGCAGCCUCAGGCCAAGUGGCAGAUGAUGCUGCUCAGCAUGCUGGCAACCAGACAUUCUGCUUCUCAUCCUCAGAAAAAUCCCCUGAUAGAAGUUGCCAAACAGAUCCCAAACCAACUCCAAAGAAGGGCGUGUCAAACAAAAUUGAGGUCAGGUCAGGCUCAGCAUUGGGUCAGGCCAAGCCUUCUGUCCUCACGAUGAGGCCACGCUGCUCAUCGGAGAGUUUACCAUUGUCACCUAGGGCACACAACGAGAAGAGAACAACUCUAAGGACCUCAACCAGCUUUACCAUUCCUAAAGCUGACACCAGUCUGGGCCACAACAAACCAGGGAAUCUGAACUGCUCUUCCCAGAAUCAACGGGGCACAAAUGGACCUGCUGAAAACUCCACAAGGGAGGUUAAGAGGAUCAGCCUGGUGGCAGAUUCAAGCAAACUGACAACAGCAGGAGCCUCAUGGGAUGAGAAUAAGAGCAGAUUUCGAGUGCGGCCAUCUCCUAGACAAGCAAGAGGGACACCAAUUUCACAACCUCCAGCUGCCAGUCCCAAACCAGCCACUUUGUCAACCAGGCAAAGGCAGGGAACCCUGGGGCGGGAUGAAUUCAGGACCUUCAAAGCUGUAGGGACACCACAGUCCAAGCAGAAGAGCAGUACAGUCAGUCAGAGAGCGCAGGGAACAGGAGAGCCAUCCCUUGGAACUGGCUCAACGGCAAGUAUUAAGGCCCAGCUGAAUGGAUUCCGACCUCCUCAGACUCCUACACGCCCCGCUCUUAUGGGCCCUCCUGCUACUCCUGGUUCUAGACUACCACGCAGGACCCUGGGGCCAUCUAGGAGCCUUACUGAGGCCAGUGUUCACACUGAGCCAAGUGAACGCACUGGGAGUACACAAGUUUCUGGAGGAGCUGCACAUAAACCAACCCCAUUCAAAUCAGUUGUGCUUAAGGCUAGACUCAUCGCAACCCCUGGGAAAAACACUGGACUACCUUUGGCCACAGCAUGCAAACCUGCUGCUUCCACCAGUAAAGGAGCUUCAAGCUCUACACUCAGUCCACUGACAAGGGCCACUUCUGCCAGGCUCGUUCGUCUAACUCAAAGUGGACAUGUGGACAAGAACAAACCAAAGGCCAGCUCCCGCCAGCAACACCCGAAGCAGCAAGCAUGCCAACAAAACCAGAGUAAUGGACCUCCAGAUGUGGUACCAGCGAGAGUCACCGAGGGCGGGACAAAGGACCAGAGCAUCCAGCAGCUCAGAGGACUCCUGGCAGCUAGUAACUGCAGAUUUGAGGCUGUCGCCAUUGUCUUGCAGCAAACUUUGGCUGAGCGUGAUGAAGCCACAAGGCAGCGCAGGGAGCUGUCCCAGGAGCUUGUCGACCUCCGCGGAAAGCUGGUUUGCUCCGUCCAUUCAUCUGAACUUCUGGAGAAGGAGAAGGAUGAGUUGCGUGUUGCUUUGGAGGAAGCACUGCAGAAACUGCAGGAGCAGCACCAGAAGGACCUGACCGAGCUGGAGCAGAGACUACAGGCCUUCUACCAGGCUGAGUGGGACAAGGUCCACCUGACAUACCAGGAGGAGGCUGACAAAUGCAAGACACUCAUGCAAAAGCAGAUGGGAGAGCUUGAAGCCAAUCAUGAAGCCAUAAAGCUGGAACUAGAGAGCAAGCAUGCAGAGCAGCUGCAGUGUGUGAAACAGCAGUAUGAAAUGUCACUCGAAGAGCUCCGGCAAGUCCACAAUCAGGAGCGGCAGGCUUUGGACAAAACUUUGAAAGACGCAGAAGCCGCUCUAUCUGGACAGAUUGAAGAGCUGACUGUGGAGAACAAUGCCCUCAUUGAGAAGCUAACUGCAGAGGAGAACAGGAGGAAAGAGCUGGCCGAAAAGAGUCAGAAGGACUCCCACACCCUCUAUCUGGAGCAGGAGCUGGAAAGCCUCAAAGUGGUGCUGGAUAUCAAAAACAAACAGCUCCACCAGCAGGAAAAGAAGCUGAUGGAGAUCGACAAACUGAAAGAGAAAAAUGUGAAGUUGGAUGAGAGCCUUCAGAAGGUCCAGCAGGAGAAUGAGGACCUCAAAGCCCGCAUGGAUAGACAUGCUGCACUGUCAAGACAGCUGUCGACAGAGCAAGCAGUGCUGCAGGAAUCCCUUCACAAGGAGUCGAAGGUAAACAAGCGUUUGUCAAUGGAGAACGAGGAGCUGCUGUGGAAGCUCCACAACGGAGACCUGAGUAGCCCCCGCAAGGUGUCCCCCACCUCCACCUCCCCCUCCCACUCCUUCAGCUUCCAAUCACCUCGCAGCUCCGGCCUGUUCUCCAGCUCUCCUGUGUCACCCAGAUAACGAUGGGCCCACGCUUCAAGGAAGCAGACCCUCUCGUUUGAGUUAUCCCCCUGGAAUAAAGAGCCAUGUUUGUUUCCUUUUUACUUAGCAGCAGCCCGACAAUGGCUCCUUUAGGAUUGGAUGAACUAUUUGUACAGUGAUGCUACAGACUGUAAAAAAAAAAAAAAAAAAAAAAAAACUAAUAAGUUGCACAGAAGCACUUAAUAAGCAAGGACACCUUGUUUUUUGCCUGUCACACCUGAUAAUAUGGACGGGGGGAAAGGAAAUCUCAGGACUUCUAUGUAAUUAUACACUAUUUUUUGUCUUUUACUUGUUGGCAGAGGCUUGUCUUUCCUGAAGCUCAACACAUACAGAACAUGCAGUAAAAAAUACACCCAUGCAGGCGUUAUGACAACACAUGUGCAACCCUGCUGUGUGAGAGGUCGGCAAUAGAAAGUCUGAAUUCGAAAUAUCAAAUACAUGGAAUUGUUUCUGUUGGAUUCCUGCACCAUUUCUCACAGCUGACAGUCACAUUGUCAUAUUACCAACAUCCCACUGCUAGUGAGCACAGCAGGGGGUGUACAAGUCUCAAUCAGUUUCUUUGAGAUUAUGUUUUUUGUUUUUAAGUUUGGGGUUUUUUACAUUUAGGUUGGUAGGUUUAGGUUUCAUUCAUUCUGGCCUAAAACACGUUUUGUUUUUCAUGAGUCUUUGUUUCUUUGACCAUGGGACCAAUCCACGUCUUUGUGCAUGUGUUGGAGUCUUGUUAAUCAUCACCCUGAACACUCCUAAUGCUUUAAAGUCAGGGUCUUUGCAAAGAGAUAUCCAGAAUUAGCUUUACUUGUACAUGUCUGAGACAGUGCCUCUUAGAAAUGUAUCAAAGAGUAUUUUGUGUGGAAUUGGUAUUAUUGGUGUGUUGACCCUCUUUAAAUAUGCAAUUAAUAAUAAAGUAUUGUGUUAAACCUGGUA